This is a messenger RNA of Monodelphis domestica (gray short-tailed opossum), 1079 nucleotides long. The record is from RefSeq and is a predicted model, not a curated record. NCBI's taxonomy places the organism in Eukaryota, Metazoa, Chordata, Mammalia, Didelphimorphia, Didelphidae.
GCACUGACUGAGCUUUCUGCAGGCCAGCUGGCCCAAGUCAUGGUGCAGGCAGGAGCACUUGCUGAGGAAGCUACCAUCCGGAAAGUCAUGGGCCAGCUAAAUACAACCAGGGACCUGGCACAAUUUUUUAAUAAUCUCAAUGCUCUAGGCCAGGCACAGCUCCAAGGCAGUGUCCACACGGGCCUCCUGCUCAGCCUGGCCUUCCAGCAUCUCUCUCUACACUUUCCCACGUUCAAGAGCCCAGACUUUGCCUACUGGUUCCAGAAUGGCCUCCAAAAUGUACUACAGGCAGUGAAUGAGACGCUCGUGGCCCAGAUCCCUCUGACCAUCUCGUGUGAUGCUUACCAGAACAUAUUGAAAGGAUUCAAUAAUGUCUACGAGCUCAUCCCUGCCUCUAAUGCCCCCAGUGUAUAUGGAUUCUGCAAGACCUUCCUCACAGCCAGAGCUCAGUUGGGAUCACCUUGCGGGCACGAGAUCCCCAGUUCAGAGGUGUGGCUGGACACAUACUUGGGGAACUUCAGUAUCUUUGCUGACUACAAGAACCUACUGAACUGGAAUGGAAAACUGCAAGCGCUCUCUUUGCUGGACAAAAUGACCCCCAUCCAGUUGGCUUCAUUCGCCGUGCAGUCUGGUGCCAUCAGCCUUGAGAAAGACAUGGACCUGGUCCUUGCCAGGCUCCAGAGAAUGCCUGCAGAAGCUGUGGACCAGUUCCUGAGCCAACUCACCAUGGAACUCCAGCUGUCGGUUGGGGCCAUCCGAAAUGCAGGGAUUAGGAGGAAGAUGCUCAAGCAACUGGUGGGCCAGAUUCAAGGGGGAUUUUCAACCCUGAGACCAGAGGACUGGACCCUUCUCCUCUCGACCAAGCUCCUGCCUCUACUUCCCAGUCUGGGUACCGAGGAUGCCCAUCUCCUUUUGUCCUACAUCUCUGGCUGUGACAGCUUCCAAGCUUUGUGAGUGGAUGUCAAAGGAAUCUUAGGCCCAGGCCAGCCAGUGGGGAAGAACUGUGGAGGGAGAAAAGAUCAGUGACAAGAAGUGACUUUUUUCAUGAUGAUAGAUCAGUUCAGCCCAGCAUUUGUUAA